Amoebophrya sp. A25 is the source of this 2280-nucleotide messenger RNA. The record is from the annotation of a GenBank genome assembly. Lineage: Eukaryota; Dinophyceae; Syndiniales; Amoebophryaceae.
CAGAUAGUUGAAAGCAAAUGCCUUUCCACUACGUAGUCGUUGCUACACGACGCUGAGAAGUUUUAUUACUAAGAGAUUAACUGAAUAGUUUCAAUUUUUUCUUGUUUUUCCGAAGAUCAUAUCUAUCAGUACUCUCGGAAUAUCUCACUUCUACUAAUUUGCUUUAUAAUCUUCAGAAGCUAAAUAGUUAUAGUACACGACUCUGCAAGUGCAACUACACAUCUUCUGCCUCCGAGAAGAUGUCAUGUCCAGCUGUAGGGAGCACGGGCUCCCGAAUUUUCAGGCUUGGUUCUAGUCCUGCAACUCGGACCACUUCUAGAAGAGUAUCAUCGCCAUUCACUGGCGCCGCGGUAAUGGGACAGAAGCGAUUUUUUGCUGGUGGGGGCGGCGAAUUACAUCCCGGGUGGAGCAUACCAGAAAAGGACUACCACAAAUACACCUACCAGCCAACCAUUCCAGACAAACACUUCUACAUUGGCCACUACAACUACGCGCCAAUAACGUAGUACGCUACUGAUGAUCUUUCUACAGGUUUCAGUUGCACUCCGUCUUGAUUCUGCAAUGUAGUUUCAUACCAAGUCGUGAAAAAAACAAUUAUGAUAUAAUUGAACACACAACUAGAUCUGAGGGGACAACCUGUCGAUAUGCAACCUCAGGUUAUGGCUGCGAUCAAAACGACCAACGAUGGAGCUCGUGAUGGGAAGUAUGUACAAAACGGUAGUAAAGAUGUACGAUAGCAGUUUGCGGAUAGUGGUCGAGGAGUGCGACAGGAAUUUACCAGGUUUUGGCCUCAAAUGUCUCGGAGUACUGGGCGCGCUUCUCGGCUACAACAUCUUCGUGUCGUAUUACAGUUUACGCUUACGGUGUAGAAGUUUAGAAUGCUUUUUAUGUUGCUUUGUCAGAAGAUGCUUUUCAACUUGUUUACGUAGUCGGAUUUGGAAAUGAUAAGAUGAUGCGCCUUGCGAAGUCUCCUGGAUUGUCGCCACUAACUCACGUAGACUCUACUGUGUAGUUUCGGUUUAAUCUCAAGAGGCAACCCAUCCCCAUCACAAAGGUAUGUCGUCGGCCAAACAGAAAGUUAUAUGACAUUGGAGAAGCUGAAGGUUCAUGAAAUGUCCCAAAAAAUGUGGGCUAGCGGAUUCUUUGCAUCAGAAAGCGAGGACCAGGAAGCGCGCCUCCAGAAAUAUAACCUGUACUUUGUUUGACUAUCAAAUUAUGGGUACCGUCAACCCAUCUUUUACACAAUCUUUCAGCCAAUUCCUUCUUGGAAUAGGCUAAAAGAUGUUCUAACAGAUGGGUUGCCGGUACCUCUGAUCAAAUAGUGCUAGGUGGAGGAUGUCCUCUCUUUCGCUCUAAUACAUGAUGGAUGCGUGGAUGUAUUGUAGCAUGUAUGAUAAUAUGAUUCACAUCUCUUCUGGGAAUGAGAAUGACGGCCUCAGCUGUUCUUUUCCUUCUGAACUGACACUGGCAACUAUUAUAUCAACUAUUUCAAAAUACAGGAAAGUAAUUGAGCUCGAAGCUCUCUGGGAAGAGGCACUGGCAGAGGCGACGCAGACGCGAGAUUUCAGUAAGCUAUUAGAAAAGCUGCAGCCUGAAGCCUGCCCAGUGGAACCCCUGAUGGAACCCCUUAGCUGGCGGUAAUAUUGCUUUGUGGAGGAGAUACAUAAGUAAAAGAUUGAUGUCAGAGUAAGUAGUCGUGAUUGUCGUGUCUGUUUGACUGUGAUUUCAGUGCACGAACUCACUUUGAUUUUUCCAUAGGAGUUCUUGUAGCUAUCAUAUUAUCUCUCGUCCAGGUUCAAUAUGAUGCCGUAUGGUCGCGACAGUCCGGACACGAAGACGUUCCCGGAUAACGGCAUUGACUCGCCAUCAAGCUCGCUGUUCUUCUUCGGUGAUGUUGGAAGCACGGGUGAUUACAUUGAGCGAAAGGACAAUAAAAUGGCCAUGCUGAAGAAGGGCAGGCAUUUGUACACCAAUGCCUACAUUCCGCCAACGAAGUAGUGUCUUCUUCCGAACCUGAAGUAGUUCAUAGCCUACUUCUACGGUGGUCACGAGUGGCCAUAUCAGGACUGGCGCACACAUGACAUGAAGCUGAAGACAAACGAUUUUCCUCUCAUCCUAGCUGUAAUACUCCUUCUUUUUUCACUUACCAUAAUGGACCCAGAUAUGAUGGCGAACAGAACUUGCGCAAUGAAUACUUCUUGAUUUCCGACACAGUGUGAUGUGACAGAUGUGAUAAGAUAUUCGACACGACGAACGAACGGGAUGGUGACUUCACGAAAU